AUGCGCUUCAUGAUUCCACAGUUCUUGGCAUUGACGGCCUCAGCUGGAGCUGUUGGUAUCGCUGUCGUACUAAACAAUUCAAAAGAGCCUGUUUACGUGUGGUCUGUUGGCGGCUCAGUCGGUCCCCGUCAUGAUAUUAAGGCUGGUGGUAUCUACUGGGAACAAAUGCGUCGCGAUGAGAAGUCUGGAGGUAUUGCUAUCAAAAUUACGAAGACCGGGGAUGGUCUGUACACAGGCGCCCCUCAGCAGGUAUGGGCAUAUAACCUGGAUGGUGCUUCGGUCUGGUACGACCUCAGUACCGUCUUUGGGGAUCCUUUUGCUGGUAGCCGUUUAGAAGUUGCUGGAGAUAAUGGGGGUCUCAUCGUGUGGGCAAACGGGACUCAUCCAGGAGGUAGCCAGGUCGCUUCAGCCCCGAGCGAGGGAAACAUAUUUCUCACUAUCGAUCCUGCUGCUUGA
Molecule: messenger RNA, 456 nt
Organism: Alternaria burnsii
Lineage: Eukaryota; Fungi; Ascomycota; Dothideomycetes; Pleosporales; Pleosporaceae
Exons: 2
Coding region: 1-456 (151 amino acids)
Source: RefSeq, a predicted model, not a curated record